Messenger RNA from Lotus japonicus, 3886 nucleotides. RefSeq names its product lysine-specific demethylase JMJ18-like. Gene Ontology annotation, cellular component: nucleus. Gene Ontology annotation, molecular function: histone H3K4me/H3K4me2/H3K4me3 demethylase activity. Lineage: Eukaryota; Viridiplantae; Streptophyta; Magnoliopsida; Fabales; Fabaceae. Gene Ontology annotation, biological process: chromatin remodeling. The record is from RefSeq and is a predicted model, not a curated record. Bases 357 to 3479 code for a protein of 1040 amino acids. The transcript has 12 exons.
CUUUCUAUAUUUCUUUUAAUUAAAUUUAUUUCUUCUUUUUCAAUUCUCCAACUGCUUGAUUUUUCUAUAGCAUUAGAUUCCAAGAUUCAUAGGAUUUAUUUUUACCUUUUUUUUUUUUGCAAAAUUUGGGUAAAAAUUGUUGUCAGGUGGGUUUCACAGAAUUUUGUAGCCUCAUGCAAAUUGAAUUUGCAUUUAGGUUUUCUUCACUCUCUUGAUUUCUACAAGAAUUGUCUCUUGUUUCAUUCAUUUGUACGCAAUCAUCACAACGUGAGAGCAAACCGAACUCUCUUUUGCUUUUGCUGCAUUGGGUAUAACAAUUCAAUUCAAUUAGCUAUUUUAUCAUAAUCUUCAAUUGAAUGGAACAGUUGAAAUUGGUUGAACAUCCUGAUGCCAAAGAGGAUAAUCCUCUUGGGCACGAUCCAAAAAAUGAUAGUACACUUGAGUCUUCUGACAGUCUGAGAAAUAGAAAGAUAUCAGCUAGAUGGGAUCCGGCUGAACCGUGUCGGCCUAUAAUUGACGAAGCACCUGUGUUUUAUCCAACUAUCGAAGAGUUUGAAGACACACUCAGUUACAUAGCAAAGAUUCGCCCCCAAGCUGAACCUCAUGGCAUAUGUAGGAUCGUCCCUCCAGCUUGCUGGGUUCCACCCUGCCCUCUUAAGGAGAAAGAUGUAUGGGAAAAUGCUAAGUUUCCCACCCGUAUUCAGCAAAUUGAUUUACUUCAAAAUAGGGAACCUAUGAGGAAAAAGACUAGGGGAAGGAAACGAAAACGCCGAAAGAACUCCAAAACAGGCACUUGUAGGAAACUUGCCAAUUCAGCUUCUGAAGUUGACAGUGCUCCUGAAUCUGAAGAGAAAUUUGGCUUUCAAUCAGGGUCAGACUUCACGCUUAAAGACUUUCAGCAAUAUGCUAAGUUUUUUAAGGAAUGCUACUUCGGGUUGAAUGAUGCCAAUGAAGAUGGAAAAAAUAGUGAAAGUAACCACCAGAAGAGAUGGGAGCCCUCUGAGGAGGAAAUUGAAGGUGAAUACUGGCGAAUAAUUGAACAACCAACUGACGAGGUUGAGGUGUAUUAUGGAGCUGACUUGGAAACUGGAGCACUUGGAAGUGGUUUUCCUAAGGCAUCGUCCUUGAAUAAGAGUGAUUUGGAUCAAUAUGCAUUGUCUGGAUGGAAUCUAAAUAACUUCCCCCGACUGCCAGGUUCUGUACUAAGUUUUGAGGGAAGUGACAUCUCAGGAGUUCUAGUGCCAUGGCUGUAUGUUGGCAUGUGCUUUUCAUCAUUUUGCUGGCAUGUGGAGGAUCAUCACCUCUAUUCGCUUAAUUAUCUGCACUGGGGUGACCCAAAAGUUUGGUACGGAGUCCCUGGAAGCCAUGCUUCUGCUUUUGAACAUUCAAUGAGGAAGCACAUGCCUGAUCUAUUUGAGGAAAACGCAAAUCUACUCAAUGAGCUGGUCACUCAGUUAUCUCCUUCAAUUCUUAAAUCUGAGGGAGUGCCCGUAUAUCGCACUGUUCAGCAUGCUGGGGAGUUUGUCAUUACCUUUCCAAGGGCAUACCACUCUGGCUUCAAUUGUGGCUUCAACUGUGCCGAGGCAGUGAAUGUUGCUCCUGUUGAUUGGUUAAUGCAUGGCCAGAAUGCAGUCGACCUUUACAGUGUACAACGCCGUAAGACAUCAUUGUCACAUGACAAGCUGUUAUUUGGGUCAGCACUGGAAGCUGUACAAGCCCUUGCAGAGCCAACUCUUCAAACUGCAAAAAAUUUGAAAUGGAGAAGUGUCUGUGGGAAAGAUGGAGUUCUUACGAGGGCAGUUAAGACAAGGAUAAAGAUUGAAGAAGAGAGGUUAGACCGUCUUCCAAGUCAUUUCACGUCGCGCAAGAUGGACAGUGACUUUGAUUUGUACAAGGAAAGAGAAUGCUUCUCUUGCUUCUAUGACUUGCACCUAUCUGCUGUAGGUUGUGAGUGCUCUCCUGACAGAUAUUCUUGUCUUAAGCAUGCUAAGUUGUUCUGCUCCUGUGAAAUGGACAAAAAAUUUGUUCUGCUUCGAUAUACUGUUAAUGAGCUAAAUAAACUGGUUGAAGUAUUAGAAGGAGAAUCAUCUGCUGUUGAGUUGUGGAAAAAUAAAAGCUUCGGAAUGGUUUCUGCUGAUGCCAAUCAGGUUUGCAUUGAUAAACCAGAUGUGGAGAGAGACAUGUACCGAACCAAGGAUAUUAAAGAAGGGGAAAGCUUAGCUGGUUGUGAAGGUGCCAAGGUUAAGUCAAAUUUAAGUGCCCCUAGCAGUCCUUAUAGUCAUGUUACUUCAGAGAUGAUGCAGUCUGAGUGUCACCUUGUAACUUUUAGCACAUUACGUGGUGGCAGUAUUGAUAGUCAUAACGGCAACAUUAAUGAUAAUAAAAUGGUCUUAGACAAUGAUGAGAAGGUGGAUCAAGGAGGUUUUCUGGACUUGAAUCUUGAUGUUUCUGGUGAAAGUGAAAAUGAUAAUAAGCGGAUUAAAAUAGAGGAAAAAGUACACUGUUCAGAGGCCAGAGAGGGUGACCUGUCUCUCUCACUCUCAUCUUCUAUUGUGAAGACAGAUUUUUCAUCAUGUUCAAGGGAUGUUUGCCGUUCUUCUACAUUUGAUGGUGUAAAAUAUAAGGUGGACCUGCAAAUGGAUUCAGAUUCAAGAAAGCAACCCAACAGUAUAUUAAAAAAUGAAGUCAUAGACAUUACGAGCACAAGCAUAUCUUUGGCACGUGAAAGCUGCCUAAUGCAAAUGUUUGGUGCUUCUGUCAAGCUUAUAAGUUUGGGUUCUGUUGUUUGUGGAAAGCUGUGGUGCAGUAAGCACACGAUAUAUCCCAAAGGAUUCACAAGUCGAGUUGACUUCUUAAACAUUCUUGAUCCAACAAGAAUUUCUAGCUAUAUUUGUCAAGUCAUUGAUGCUGGAUUACUUGGCCCUCUUUUCAAGGUUACCAUGGAGGAAAAUCCAACUGAGGCUUUCACAGAUAUCUCAGCGGAUAAGUGUUGGGAAUCAGUUCUCAAGAGACUAAAUUAUGAAAUCAUGAGGCGGAAGAAUCUUGGUGAGCUGGAACUUCCUCCCUUAGAGCUUCUGAAAAGGAUUAAUGGUCUUCGAAUGUUUGGCUUCCUUUCACCAUCCUUUAUUCAGGCUAUUGAAGCUCAAGAUCCCAGUCAUCAGUGUGUAGAGUACUGGAAUCACAAAGUUCUCCUUGCAUCUUCAGGCAGUUUCAUUGAUAACAUAAAGCUCACAUAUGGUUCUAGCAGCUCUAUAGAUAAUGUCAAUACCAAAGUUUUUGGUAUCAAAUUGAUUGUGCUGCCAAAAGAUAACAUAGAUGGAAGUUGCCAUUCCCUUGAAGAGAUGAAACAAAUACUACAAAGGGCAAGUCCUGAUGAGUUAAGCACAAUGCAUAAGUUACUCAGCUCUGAUGCACAGUGCUCUCAGUGGAGAAUGGCAUUGAUAGAUCUGAUUGAUGAGAUCCAGAAAGCCUGUAGAUAAACAGGAAAAGUGAUCACAAUUCUUUCUGAUCCUGGAUAGUCUUAUUUCAAUUUAGUCAUUAGUUAGGGCCAUUCUUUCAGGGAUAAAUUAAACUGAAGUUGCUGGGUGAAGCCAAGACAAAAUUUUGCUACUUGCCCACAAUCAAUGACCUAAUUUCAAACUUUCCUUUGCAUUUUUCCUUUUACAGUCUAGCCUUUAGGUGUUGCUGGAUUUAGGGUUAUAUUUAUUUCUAUUCUCUUUUCAAUCUGUAUAUACACAGAAAAUCACAUGCAGUUGUUGCAAUAAGUGAUAAAAGUAGGGGAAAUACAUGGUGAAUGCAUUUUCUUCUGCUCAGAAUUUUGAAUGUAUGAUCAUCGACUCAACUCUCAAGCAAACAGCCAUGCACGAAUCGCCACAUCCUGCAUUAA